AUGAGAGAGAUAAGUGUUUUAUACACCAACCAAAUGUUCAAAUUCUCAACAAUAUUUUUAGUUUUGACCUUUAUUGUUUCUGCUUUCUCAGAAUUUGGCCCAAAGGUUUAUUUGUGUGCUCCGUGUGCUAAUAAUACAUUACAAGAAUGUGGAGCAGCCGGUGCUCUCACUUGUGUUGACAUACCAUUGAACAGAUGUUACGCCUCUAAUGAUGUAUGCUCUGGUUUCCUCGGAAAAACUCAUUAUAUAUCUCCCAAAGGAAGUGGUGUUUUCAUAAGUGAUUUCUAUACUUCAGUGGAUUCGUGUAAUCAACAUCUUAAUCCAAUAUCAAUAACUCAGAACUGUGGUGAUUGUUUAGAUGGAUACACUUUAGUUUGUCCAACUGACAGUUCUUCAAAUAAUAUGAAAGCCUUUGAAAUAGUGGCCCUAUCAUUCAAAAGAUUUCUCACUCUCAAAAUUUCAAUUGGGACAUCCAUUGAGGAUGAGGUUAGAUUAACAAAAUUUUCUAAUGCUUGUGCUUCUGCAGGUUCAGUUAGCUUGUGUUAUUCAUGUCUAAAUAAUACAAAACAAGAAUGUGGUGCCUCCGGUACCAUCAAAUGUGUAGCAAUCCCGUUUGAUAAAUGUUUCAAUUUCAAUGAUGUUUGUUCUGGUGCCCCAACUAUAGAAGCUUAUUAUGUAUUUCCAGUAAAUAGUGGUGAAGCUUCUCUUAAUAUCUAUACUUCUAUUGAUACAUGUAAUCAGAAGUUUCAUCCAAAUUCAUCAUCUCUGGACUGUACUUAUUGUGUAGAUGGAGUCACUAUCCUUUGUGACUCCGAUAAUGCAGCUUCGAACAACUUCCAGUCCUUUAGAAUAGUUGCAAUCUCUUUACUUUUGAUCAGAAUGUCAAAGACGGAAGUCUCGAAUUUUAAUAGAGGUAAUAGACAUUUAUUAAAUAAAGAAAUAUUAAUUAUUAAUUUCUACUUUAUAAAUACUGAACUAUAA
This is a messenger RNA of Heterostelium album PN500, 981 nucleotides long. RefSeq lists its product as uncharacterized. Lineage: Eukaryota; Evosea; Eumycetozoa; Acytosteliales; Acytosteliaceae. The transcript is spliced from 7 exons. The record is from RefSeq and is a predicted model, not a curated record. The coding region runs from base 1 to 981 and encodes 326 amino acids.